Molecule: messenger RNA, 1541 nt
Organism: Anopheles cruzii
Lineage: Eukaryota; Metazoa; Arthropoda; Insecta; Diptera; Culicidae
Product: myrosinase 1-like
Exons: 4
Coding region: 12-1541 (509 amino acids)
Biological process (GO): carbohydrate metabolic process
Molecular function (GO): beta-glucosidase activity
Source: RefSeq, a predicted model, not a curated record
GGCCGCCAUAAAUGAUGGUGGUUCGCGUGGCACAACUCGCCGCAUUAGUGCUCGUGAUUGCGAGCGUAGCGCAAGGGCAAAGAAAGUUUCCCGCCGAGUUCCGGUUCGGUGUUGGCACUUCCUCGUACCAGAUCGAGGGCGGUUGGAAUGAGGAUGGCAAAGGAGAGUCGAUUUGGGACCGGCUGACCCACCAGCAUCCCGAGAAGAUCCUCGAUCGAAGCAAUGGCGAUGUGGCGGCCGAUAGCUACCACCUGUGGAAGCGUGAUGUGGAAAUGGUGCAAGAGCUCGGUGUGGACAUCUAUCGGUUUUCGAUCGCCUGGAGUCGCAUCAUGCCAACCGGAAUCGGUAACGUGAUCAACGAGCCUGGCAUCGCCUACUACAGCAAUCUGAUCGACGAGCUGCUGCGCCAUGGCAUUACACCGAUGGUCACCCUAUACCACUGGGAUCUUCCCCAGCGGCUGCAGGAGAUGGGUGGCUGGACGAACGAACUGAUCGUGGACCAUUUCGUGGCCUACGCCCGGGUUCUGUUCGAACGGUUUGGAGAUCGGGUCAAGAUCUGGACGACGUUCAACGAACCUAUGCAAACGUGUGAGAACUCGUACUCCAACGAUGCCAUGUCCCCGGGGUACGGAUUUCCCGGUGUUCCGGCGUACCUGUGUGCUCACAACAUCCUCAAGUCACACGCCGAAGCGGUACACCUUUAUCGCGAUCAGUUCAAACCGGUCCAGAACGGUCAGAUUGGCAUCACGUUGGAUUCGGGUUGGAGUGAACCGGCCACCGACUCUGAGGCUGACCGUAACGCGUCUGAUCGAUCGCUGAGAUUCAAUCUCGGGUGGUACGCCAAUCCGAUCUUCUCCGCGACCGGCGACUAUCCGCUGGAGAUGCGAGAACGUAUCGCCAGCCUGAGCGUAGCCCAGGGAUUCCCCGAGUCGCGGUUGCCAGUGUUUACGGCGGCCGAAGUGGAGCGUAUCCGGGGGACGUCCGAUUACUUUGGGCUCAACACGUACGGUAGUUCGAUGGUGCGGGCCAACGAUGGACCCGACAACGCGGCCGAUGGUCCUUCGCACGGUCACGACACGAACGUGAUCGGGUUCAGGGAUCCUAGCUGGCCAACGGCAGCUUCCCCGUGGUUGACCAUCGUUCCGUGGGGGAUGCGAAAGUUGCUCAACUGGAUCCGCACGGAGUACGGCAAUCCGCCGCUGUGGAUAACGGAAAACGGUGUGAGCGACUUUGGCGGCACGAAGGAUGACGUGAGGAUCGACUAUUUUAACUCGUACCUGGAAGCCGUGCUGGAUGCUCUCGAUGAUGGUUGCGACGUUCGCGGGUACAUUGCGUGGUCAUUGAUGGAUAACUUCGAGUGGCGUGCAGGAUACGUUGAAAGGUUUGGGCUCUACUACGUGGAUUUUGAAAGCCCGGAGCGAACGCGAUAUGCAAAGGCGUCCUCGAAGGUGCUGACGAACAUCGUCAGGACAAGGGAGAUCGAUCUUAACUAUCGUCCCGAUCCUGAUGUUUACAUUCCGGCACCGGAAACAGUUAACUAA